Messenger RNA from Papilio machaon (common yellow swallowtail), 1690 nucleotides. RefSeq names its product cytochrome P450 302a1, mitochondrial (gene dib). The record is from RefSeq and is a predicted model, not a curated record. Lineage: Eukaryota; Metazoa; Arthropoda; Insecta; Lepidoptera; Papilionidae. Bases 124 to 1668 code for a protein of 514 amino acids. The transcript is spliced from 8 exons. Gene Ontology annotation, molecular function: heme binding; iron ion binding; oxidoreductase activity, acting on paired donors, with incorporation or reduction of molecular oxygen.
CUGUUUUUUUUUCUUACGUUAUGUGCAUCUUAUUACGGCCCGGCGAUAUUCUGUAAUCAGAUGCUCAGUGAUAGUCCGUUUUUCGUGCGAUACGUAUAACGUCGUUACUCUAGCAGUUUUACUAUGUUUAAUAUGAAGAUAAAUUAUAAGACAGUAUUUAUAACACAAUAUAAGCACAGACUUAUAAUGAUGUCGGGACACGGAUUAAUAUAUUUGCAUAAGCAAAGCUCAAAUUGUGAUAAGCUAAUGAAUUUUAACGAUAUUCCCGGCCCCAAGAGUUACCCGAUUCUCGGAACAUUACACAAAUAUUGGCCGAUUGUAGGAGAAUAUAAUGCAGAGGCACUCGAUAAGAAUGCCUGGUUAAAUUGGCGUCGCUACGGAGGUCUGGUAAAGGAAGUUCCCGGUGUGAACUUACUCCAUGUUUACGAACCAGACGUGAUAGAAGCGGUAUUCCGACAAGACGAUCGACACCCAUCGAGACGGAGUCAUGUUGCAAUGCUGCAUUAUCGGCUGAGCAAGCCGAAUGUGUACAAUACUGGCGGUUUGCUUUCCACGAAUGGUCCCGAUUGGUGGCGCCUCCGUAGUACUUUCCAAAAGAAUUUCACAGGUCCACAAAAUGCUAAGCAGUACGUAGAGAGUGCGGAUAAGAUUGCACGUGAAUUUGUUGAUUGGAUAAAGAAAAGUGAGUUGUCACACGAAGAAGAUUUUCUAAAAUAUCUUAAUAGAUUGAAUCUUGAAGUGAUUGGGGUAGUGGCUAUGAAUGAAAGAUUUAAUAGUUUCUCGAUGAAAGAACAAGUGCCUGAGUCACGCAGCAGUCGUGUCAUCGCAUCCGCUUUCGGCUCCAACAGUGGUAUUAUGAAACUGGAUAAAGGAAUUCUUUGGAGGUUCUUUAAAACACCGUUGUAUAAAAGACUUGCUGAAUCUCAACAUUAUUUAGAAAAGAUAUCAAUGGAAAUUUUACUGAACAAAAUAAAUUUUUUUGACAAAGAAAAGAAAGGCGCUGGCAAUUCACUAUUAGAUUCAUUUCUGGAGCAACCCAACUUAGACAUAAAGGAUAUUACGGGCAUGAUGGUCGACAUACUUAUGGCAGCCAUUGAUACGACUGCUUACGCCACAAGUUUCGCACUGUAUCACCUUGCUCGCAAUCCAGAAUGUCAGAGUAAAUUGUAUGAUGAAGCUUCAAAAUUACUACAGCCAAAUGACUCUCUUACAUCUGACGUACUCUCAAAAGCUGUUUAUUUACGGAGCUGCGUUAAAGAGAGCCUACGACUCAAUCCUGUUUCGGUUGGCGUUGGACGCUUGUUGCAAAAAGACAUUGUAUUAAAAGGAUAUUUGAUUCCUCAGGGGACAGUGAUAGUGACACAGAAUAUGGUAGCGUCACGUUUGCCACAGUACGUUAAAGAGCCAUUGGUCUUCAAGCCGGAGCGUUGGAUCCGCGGCUCGUCUCAAUACGAGAACAUACAUCCAUUCCUCAGCCUGCCAUUCGGAUUUGGUCCACGAUCCUGCAUCGCCAGGAGAAUAGCUGAACAAAAUAUAUACAUUAUUCUGAUCCGGUUAGUGCAAGAAUUCGAAAUGAAAUGGAUGGGAGGAGAUCUAGGCAUUAGAACGUUGCUUAUCAAUAAACCAGAUAAGCCUAUAUCGUUAUCUUUUACACCGAGACGUAAAUAAGUAAUUUUAGAAAAAUGUUCAU